AUGAAGGACUUCGAGGAGUUUCCUGUCGUACAACGCCUUAAAGGCCGGAAUCAUUGUCUUGGUGACAAAGACUGUGUAGCGAAGGUGGUCUUCCACGGAAAUUAUGCAAUCGGUACUUUAGACAAGUGUGAAGGAAAGUCCCAUAAGGUUGCAGCUUCAAGUGCAGACAUUACAAAACAACCACGGUAUAACUGUCAGGGUCAAGGUUAUUCAAAGGUCAAUCAGAAGAAAAACCUGACAGAACAGGCCAAUAGGAGAACAGUGGGUAGAAAUGCUGAAAAUUUACAUGCAAUAUCUUACAACAAAAGAGAGAGACAGGGGGACAGGAAGAAUAUAAGUAAAAUGAAGAAAACUGACACUGUGUCUGCAUUAUGCUCAGACAACAAUAAGAUUUGCCAGGAAAAAGGCAAAGAGGAUAAACCUGAAAAGUUUGAGGAAGAGAACAGGGAAAGUGAAAGGAAGAAAAUGAAAGUAGAUCCUAGCGGCCAAUGUAGCCACUCAGCCAGGAAAGCAGGAGAAAAGUAUGAGUAUAAAUCAAAGAGUGUAGUCCAUGCAGGGGAAGAAAAGAAAGACAGAGAAAAAAGAGACAAAUCUGAGAUAGACAGAAAAAACAAAGAAAGGCAGAUCAAAAUGAGGUUGAAUGGAAGAAAAGAGACAUCUCCCAAAGAAUUGUUGUGUGACCCAGUGGAGAAGAUGGCCAGAUACUGUGAAUAUUUGGAACCAAAGAACUGGACAACCAAAAGAGAUAGCCAUGCCAAAGAUGACAACAGAUUCAAAGAGAAUUUGGAAAAAAGUUUGAAAUCAGAGAAGGGCACCAGCUUUAAUGACUUAGAGAACCAGCAAAAGGAAUCCAAUAUGAACACACCAAAGAACUCAAUUCAAGAAAAGCAACUGACACAUGGCACGAGUCAGCAAAUUCACCAGCUCCACAGGCAAAAGAGUGCUGAGGAACACAUGGGAGAUCUAGGAAACCUGGUGGGGGAUCUAAACUCUUUGUGGGGCCUUGCGUCCUUAACUUCUCCAAGUUACAUAACCUUUUCACCUGAAAAGUUGUUCAUUAAAGGCAGAUUUAAUGAAUGCAAAGCAAAAUCAGAUGAAGAAAAUCAAAUUUCAAAAGACACAGAGUACAAGACCAAAGAAGGAUUAAAUCUGGAUAAGGAAGUUGGCUUUAAAGAGGACUUGGUCCCCGAGAAAGGGGAGAAGGAAACUAAGUAUGACAAAAACAUCAUCAAGCACCCUAAUGACCUUCAGAAAGAGAUAUCUGACCUUGAGAAGGACAUCGAACAAAAUGAAAAAAUUUUCCGAGAAAUUCAGGAAUGCAUCAAUGGCCUUGAAUUUAAGUGGUCUCUAUGGACACCAGAAAUCGUAGAAGAAAUGCUACAAGUAUGCACUGUAUAUCAGCGUACAUCCACAGCACUGAAUGCAUGCAAGAAAAGAAGACCUGAGGAAAAAGAACACAAGCGUCACAUUCACAAAGCAGCUUUAAGCAGGCUCCCUACAUCUGAUCAGAGAAGAAAGGGAGAUAAAUUAUUCAGCUCAGACCCUAGCGACAGUGAUGGCAGGGGACAUAACUCUUACAGAGGCAGGAAAUCCAAUGGAGAGGAUCUUAGUGAGAAAGAAAAUAGAAAUCAUGAUGAUGAGAAAGAUAGAGACGAGAAGGAGGAUCCUCCCCUGAACAGAAAAGGACCGACACAGGAGCUGUAUGCACGAUCAAGGGAAGAAACUCCAAAGAAGAUGGCAAUAGAUCCUAACUACAAGUAUCGUAGAAAACACGGCCAGCUUCGAGAUGGACUGAGACCAUUGUCAGAUUUUCUGGGACAUUUACUUCAUAUUGACCAGGAUAUUCCUCCAGAUUUAAUGGCAGAGGUGAAGGGCUUUAUUGAGGAUGUUAAUCCCUGUCUCGUGCUUUGUUUGAAAAAACAGACAGAAAAUGACCUUGAACUUUGUGAAAUAUGUACCUGCUUGAUGGCCUUGACCACUCACUUUGGCAACUGUAACAGCGAAGUCUUGAGAUGUAACCUUUGCACUCAACUUUUCCGACUCGUACAACAACAUGUGCUUCUUUGUCGAGAAAAUGACAGCAGUGCCACAUGUCCUGUGCUUGUCUGUCGAAAAAUUUCAUUUUUGAUUGAUGAAAAUCCACUAUUGAUCUUCACCAAAGAGGGCAAAAUUUGGAGGAAAUUGAAGAAGUAUAUGGGAGGGUACAUUCAGAAUAGAAAAGAGAAAACAGACACCAAAGUAGAGGAUGUUGGAGAUACAUUAUUCUCAAUGACUAGCUUGACCAGUAUAAAUCCAUUCGGCUUCCAGAGCUUAGGUACUCCAGUUAAUCCUCCCACUGUGCAGAAAGUUCCGCGUCCUAGCACUCAGUACAUGCCCUCACUGACAAUAAUUCCUGAGGACCAAGACAGGAGCCUGAAUGUACCAGACAACCAUGAGCCUCCCGCUCCCUCCAGAGUGUCCAGUUCUGAGCCCAUUGUGAAGAAACGAGAUGAUGGAACCAUUGAGUUUCUAAAACCAAGUUUUCGUCCUAAGAUAAAACCAAGGAAACCUCUGCUCAAAUUCGGAUCCGCGGGGAAGCUACCAGUACAUCCACCAUCUCCCAUGGUUACAGGGCCCCCACCUUCAUUUACUAUACCCAAAAAUGAGCCACUCAGGUCCCCCACAGGGGGGAAACCGAUCCGAAAAGUUUCCUUCAAAAUGGAAAGGCAACUUUUUGGUAAAUUUCGUGAUGUAGAACCAGAUGCCUUCCCAGAAGCCACCAGUUCUGUUCCGACGCCCGUGGAGAGUGAAGAUACCUCGGAAUCAGAGUCUCAGUCAUCCAUACCAUCCGAACCGUCAUCUCUGGAAAAAAUAUACGGCUUCCAGCUCAAGAGCAUCCGAGAAGGAAGUCAGCGCUGGCAUAUGGAGGAUCCUCAGUUUCUGUCUUUGAAAGAAAAACCUACUGGAUUCCCUGGAAUAGGGGAGGUGGUGUAUGGAUACAGAGAUGUUUUACUUGACCUCAUUAAAUACUGGGAGGAGCUUAGAUUGCAGUAUAAAGAGUUUGGAAGACUGCUACAAAAGAGUGUCAAGGAGGAAGGAGUUAUCUACCCUGACUGUAAAAAAAAGCUGAUGAUCAUGGGACACAGAUACCAGAAAGAUUUCCAGUGGGUUCGACUGACGCACCUUGGACGUGGAAUGUUUGGGAACUGUCACCUGGCUAGCGAUUACAAUACCGACUACCAGUUCUGUAUUAAAAAGAUCCACAUCUCCAAGUACCGAGAGGACGAAAUAAAGAUCUGGUCUGACUUAGAUCAUCCUAACAUUGUAAAGUUCCAUGGAGCACUUCGACGAAAGGAGAAAAUCUACAUUAUUUCUGAAUUCAUUCCUGGAGGUAACCUCACUGAAGUCAUAAACUCCCAGAGGACCUUGAUGAGACGUCUGAGUCAGAGAAAUGCUUUACGGCUUUUUAAUCAGCUUUUAAAAGUCCUGAUAUACCUUGAAAAGAAGUCUGUUAUUCAUGAAGACAUCAAAUCUGACAAUAUUCUCUUGAGAGAAGAUGGCAAAGAAAUAGUAGUGGCAGACUUUGGGGUCGCUAGGAGGCAGACUUCAAAAGUUUCCAAUCUCGUAGGCACACCCUCCCACUUCAGUCCAGAGAAAGCAAAGUGCAGUGGGCAUAAUUUUAAAUCUGACCUCUGGGCAGCCAUGUGUGUCCUUGUUCAUAUUUUGAGUGGGCAUCCCCCAUGGGUGAAGCGGUAUCCAAACGCAACAGCCAUACAUUUCCUGAUCGCUACCAAGGAAGCACCCGUAGAAGACAUUCCGAAGAACAUACACCAUGAGUUACAGGACCUGAUAAAAAGUGGGCUAGAGAAACAACCCCAAAAUCGACCAUCUGCCAAAGAACUGCUGCAGCAUCAGGCAUUCCAACUUAUAAAUGAAGGGGCAGACAAUCUGUACUCAGUUCUCAAUUCUGGGAGCUUGACUGAUGAUGACACGCGUCUGCCAUCAAACACGCUGACGGGACCAACACGAGAGAUACUAGAGGAAGUGGAAGAAAGCCUGAACAAUCCUAAUGAAAUGUUUAAAGAUCGCGUGGUCAUUAGAGAAGAUAUUACAGAUAUUUUGGGCAAGACCAACAAAAUGGAAGAUACUGCUGCAGCCAAGGUGCAAAGUGAAAAAAAAUUGAAAAAUGAACUUCCUUCAGACAAUGUAGACUUUAGAUUUCCAGGGAGUAUGAUGGUCAGAGAGAAAGAAAACCCAAACAUUUAUUCCAAGCUGCAAGAGUUAGUCCUAGACGUUGGUUCAAAAGACUCAACAAGUGGCGGAAAUCAUUUUAUUGAAAGCUUGAAGAAGUCCAUCUCAGCCACUCCUGAGGAAAUCUACAAAGAAAGCAUGAAAGAUCCUGAGGACUUGCUGAUGCAAUACCUUUAUGAUGACUUCAGUCAUUUAACUCCCAUAGACACGAACCUAACAGUUCUUCCUCUUUAUUUGGCCGGGGAGGCAGACAUGAACCACGAGAGCAGUACCAAAGAACCUCCAGAGGAUGAUAAACUAAAUAUUUCUGGAAGCUUUUAUAACAAUUUGCCAAUUUUUUUGUUAAAGGAUGAUGAGCAAAAAGAUGUGGAUGAUGAUGAAGAAUCCGAAAUAGAUAGGCUUCAUGCAAGGGCCUUGAAUGAGCAGCUUUCAAAAACAAGCAGCACCAGUGAUCUUUUGGGAGUGGGAUCCCAGAGUUCCCAAAUCAAUAGUGGUAGUCACGGGAGCAGUGAAUUCAACCAGGACCACAUCAUCCAGACCCUAAUGGAGGAGCCUGAAAAUGCAAUUGGGGCAGGGGGGAGCAGUUCAAGAAGUCGAUCGGGGUCAACAAGGAGUGAUGGGACCAGCAGGAAAUCAAGUCAUUCUUCUAGCUCAGCCAUUAGUGAAUCAGUGUUAAAUCUUUUAAGUAAGCCUCCAGAUGGUGUCAAUGACAGCCACAACAACAGUAAUGCAACAGUUGGAGGAAACCUUCCAAAUUCCAUCUUGUUUGACUUUGAGAGCUCUACUUCUAAAUCCAAAUCAAGUGAAAGGUACUAUACCCCAAAGGAAAAUAUUUCAGGGGAAGAUGAAGCGAAAGAGGAAGAAACAGGGACCAAUGAUUUGCCUCAGAAGACAAGAGAUGAAGAGGGACAACAAAUUCCUUCAGAUUUGAUAGAAGGAAAUCAGGCUGCAGGAGACACAGUGACAAAAUCAGCAUCCAAAAUGAUACCCAUUCCAUUUGGAAGAGAAAGUACUGGAACUCCUCCAUUAAGCACCAUGUGGGAGGAAUGGAGUAAGGAUGCAGGUAUUACAGAAGAUGACCUUUUUGCUAGUGAUGAGCCAUCAAACGGCAAAUCUGGGGACCUUACGAGCAAAUCUGAAGGGUCCUUGAAAGGCAAUUCCAGUUUAAAUUUAAGUGGACAAGAGUUUAGUGGACCCCAAAGUGAAUUAGUGGCUCAAGAACCAAUAAGACCAUUUAAAAUAGCUAAGGACCCAGAUGACCCCAGUAAGCAAGAAGUAGUCGUGGACCCGGAUCCUAGUAAAGCUCUCCCCACUCCUGUCAAUUUCAAGAGAGAAACUCCCAAGCUGAAUCUGCAGAUUCAAAAUCCAUCAAAACCAAGAGACAGUUCAAAGCGACUCUCCAACCCAGAUAUGAAAAUGCCUUACAGUCCACUGACUCCCCAGAAGUAUUACACUCCACAAAUAACUCAGAGAAAGCCCCCUUUUUCACUUACAACUCCAACAUCCGGGUACUAUACCUCAACCCCAGACAGCAUCCUUAGAGGGGCCUUCCCUUCCCCACGGUCAGCUUCUCCCAGAAGCCAAAAGGAACAAGAUGAAGAAUAUGAGAAGCUGGUCAGAGAUUUGUCAGUUCACAGUGGGGAACCUUUACAUGAAUUGGACGAACCAACAUAUAAUAGGACGGAGCUACAAUCAUCUUUGACCGAGGAAGAGGAGUUCGAGUACAGCCUUAAGUUUGUCAUUGAUAAUUAUGUCACCGCAGAGACAAAUGAUAAAAGCAUCAAAGUGGAAAUUCUGAAGUUGGACGGAGAACCGUUUACAACAAAGUUGUCAUAUGAGUACAGUACCCGGUCGUGGAAAAAUUUUGUAGAGGAAAACUUUUCAAGGAUAAAGACAAGUGGAGUUGAAAUGCUAACUCUGUGUUUUAUGGAUAACAGAGUGCUGGAUCUACAGGAGAAACCUAUAGAUUGUCACCAGGACUACAGGGUGUCCCUAAAAGUGGUGGAAGUAACUGAACACGGUCGUGACAACUUAGCCUGGUACUGUCAGAAUGGAAUCUGCAGAAGUGGAGGAGGAAUCCCCGUCUAAAUAUAGACUAGAAAUUCCUGUCUGAAAAUAGAUGAAAUACCUGACUAAAAAAUAGAUUUGAAUUUGAUGUAAAAAUCAAUUUUAAUGAUUUUUUUUCUAUCUGUUUUAUUGUUUAGUGAUAAAAAUCUUCCCAAAGAAAAAAGAUCAUUACUGGUUAUGGGCCCAAUAUACAUUUAAUAUCCUUUUUGUAUCAAUUGUUUUUAGCUCUACUGGACCAUAUGCAUUAGGAAGGUCUUUCAUCUGUCUGUCUUCCCAUCUGUAAACAAUUUUAUAGAACUUUACUCCUAGAGCUACAGUCUUGUCAGAGACUUCUGGUCCUGAAUUAUUAUUUUCUACUAGGAUAUAUUAAUGCAGUCAUUUUGUAAGGAUAGAUUUGACGUUGAACUACUUGUCCUUGCUGAUUUGUUGUGUUUCUAAUGAAAUCAUUCAGAAUGAUUGGAUUGAUGUAAAGAAAAACACCAUUACUGCUAACUAUUCCCUUUAGCUUUAAAUGAUAUAUAACAAAUGUAGAAUUGUUUGUCCCUGGCACUUUACUAAAAGCAUGUUUGAAUGUAUUCAUUAUGUACUUUACAUUCAUGUAUAAUUCAGUAUUUUCUAUGUGUGUUUACAAAGUUUUUGGUCAACUUUUUUGUGACUUGCUUUAUAUUUUCAACUAAAAAUAGAAUUUCAUAUGUCAUAGUGAUAUUCAUACAUACAUACAGUCAAGACUCAUUAAUCAAAAUGCUUGUCUUCCAUAGUAAUCACUCUAAUUAAUUAGACAUCCAUAAUGCUGAGAUAUUCGUUAUAUAAUUGGUAGAUAUAAAUGUAAACAAAGUCAUCCAGAUAAUUGGUGUCCUGAUAAAUGAGGUUUGACUGUAUGUACAUUUAUAAUUAUGGACAACCAGUGGUUCAAAAGAAAUUUGCCAGAUUUGACUGUAAGACAACAACAUUUUAAACAAUUAAAUUUACUGAAAAGGAGUUGAAGUUUAGAUCAUUUUAGGCAAGAUUUUGGAAUACACAACAUCUGGAUAAGACAAGUUUCAGUUUGUGUGUAUAUAUAUAUGAGCAAUAAAUUGAAUAGGUUUAUAAUGUUACGUUACAUGUACAGUGCAUAUUGGUCAACUGUUGUAGAUUCUUUUCUUCACAAAAUAGCCAAUGUGGCUAACUCAUAACUAAAGAGUUUGAAUUUUUUUUAAAUGAUUUAAAAAAAAAAAUGUGGCUAAAUGGUUAAUACCAAAACAAAUUCUGCUUUAUUAUUUUCUUGCCUUAUGUGACUAUGCACUUUAAAAUCAUAUAUUUGUGCCAUAUUUCAGUUUUUUUUU
Molecule: messenger RNA, 7619 nt
Organism: Saccostrea echinata
Lineage: Eukaryota; Metazoa; Mollusca; Bivalvia; Ostreida; Ostreidae
Exons: 21
Coding region: 1-6318 (2105 amino acids)
Biological process (GO): protein phosphorylation
Cellular component (GO): cytoplasm
Molecular function (GO): protein serine/threonine kinase activity; ATP binding
Source: RefSeq, a predicted model, not a curated record